Molecule: messenger RNA, 16520 nt
Organism: Odocoileus virginianus texanus
Lineage: Eukaryota; Metazoa; Chordata; Mammalia; Artiodactyla; Cervidae
Source: RefSeq, a predicted model, not a curated record
CCUCAAGCCUCUAGCUUCCAGAUCUGCAGAAGCAUGCCGGCCCCAGGAAUUCCUCUCCCUGGAAGUAUGGAAUGUCCUUCCUGUCGGCAUAUCUCCAAAGAGAAAGUCCCGAAGUUCUGCAGCGAGUGUGGACAGAGGCUGCUUCCUGCAGCCCCCGAAGGAGUACCAGGUUCUCAGAGCAACCUCAAGGAAACAUUGGCCCCAGAGGGAGAAAUGGAGUGUGGACAGGAGCUGAAGGAAGAAAGCAGUUCCUCCUUGUCCCUGGGCUCAGGUGAUUGGCAAGAAAACCCAGAUGAGCCCCGUUCGAAUGACUCACGGAAAACCAAGAGAGGAGUUGUGUCGGAGGGUUUUGUAGAUGCAGCAGAUGGCACGUCCACAUCCGAUGAGCUGGAAGCUGCUAGUUACUCUGCCUGCAAAAGAAGAAAAGAAGAUGCAACCCUGUUUGAGGUCACUGACACGUGCGCUCCAGACUCUGAGCAGCGGCGUAGAAGGAGUAAAAGGAAGAAAAGCAAUUGGAAGAAUGCUUCCACAUCUGCAGAGCUGGAUUCUUUGUCCCCGUCCUCAUUGGAGCCCUGUAGUCUGAGUUCGCUUGCAAACCCUGGGCUCCAGGACACAGCUCCAUGCCAAAGCCCAGCUCAGCAGGGUAGUCCCACUCACCAGCCAGGCCAGCCUCCAAGUGUGGGCAAAAUACCACUGGAGGCUAUGGGCCACCCUCUGCAAGGUGAGGCUGCAGGAGAGGCAGAAGCAGCCACGGGCACCGAGUCUCUGAGCAGCCCAGCACCUCAGGACCAGACUCUGGGAGGAGCCCUCCCGGAAGGGAAUGACCACCAGUCCCCGCGCCCCUCCAAGGGUGAAGAUCUCCCCACUUCUGCCAGCGAAGGCUCUCCUAGGGAGAAGGAUACUGCCCAGGAGCUCCUGCUGCCUGAGCCAAAGGCGGACACCUCCAAGCCCAGGAAAGAGCUGCAGACCACCGGGCAGCUGGCCAGGGCUCCUGCCUCUGGGGCAAGUGAUGCUACAGCUGAGCCAGCUGGUUCAGUGGAAGGAGCUGAGAAAGAUGUUAAAGAUAAGAACGAGGAAAUGAAAGAGCUACCCACGAGCGUCCCUGCUUCCCGAGACCACCGCCAGGAAAUUGCAACCAAGGACCAGACGGCUGUUCCCGGAGGAAAAACAGGUGAAAAUGAGAAAGCCAAGCCAAAGAAUCUGAAGAGGCCAGAGGGGAAUAAUGGAAGUAAUGCAGCCCCUGUGAAAAAUGAGAAGGCGCAAAGGAACCAGAGCACACAGCGAGCUAAGGAGAGUCUGUUGAGCUCCACAGAAGGAAUCAUGGUAUAUUUCCAUGCAAUCAUUUCUAAACAUUUUGGAUUCAACCCUGAUCAACACAAAGUAUAUGUCAGGGGCGGAAAAGAAUUUGGGAAACCUGCAUGGAGUCAUAAUGUUUGCGAAAUGCACUACAGCAAAGACUUACAUGAGAACGGGUCCCUCAUUGAAGGCAGCACCACCAUUUCCAAGCAGCACGUGAAUAAACCCAUUCCUUACAAAUACAUCAUCUGCAGAGGCAGGAUUCCUGAGUAUGAGUUCAUCUACAAAGAACUGUCAAAGAAAGGCGAGCAUGUGAACCGCUGUCUGCGGGUGAAAUCUUCCCUUCUGGACUCUGGAGACUGGCAUCAGUACGAUGAUAUAAUUUGUAUGAAGCCCCCUGGGGCAUUUCAGAAGUUUAUGGAUCAUAUAACAGAUGGUACGAGGAAAAACGUGGUGAUAGGGAAGCAGAUCUCAGCUGCCGUCAUGCUGGACCGCAUCUUCAGCAUUCUUGAAACCUGGAAUGCCAUCAAUUUAAAGAACUUUUUCAUCCAGUUCCAGCAGUUCUAUGAUGUCAUUCGUGUGCCCAUGAUCUAUGAAGGAGAAGAACAGCCAUGGAGUGCUCUACAGUAUGAAGAGAAGAAGGUGAAGAAGCACCUAUGGGAGUGCUUGACAAAGAAAAUGGCACCAUUUCUGGAAACCAGUGGGAACCGUCUGCCUGAGGACUGCCCAGUGAAGAGUAAAUUGGGAAUGGGCAUGAUUGUCCUUUUGUUAGUGGAAAAAUUCAACUUCCUCUUACUGGAAAAAGACCUGGCCUCACUUUGUCACCUCCUUCACUCAGAGGCCACAUCACCAGAUGCCUUUUGCAGGGACCUGAAACACAUCUUUGAAACAUCUCAGAGCUGGCGAGCGUCCUUGGUAAACCUGUGCCAAAUGUGCAUGGGCAAAAAGGUUGACCUCUGGGUGUGUGCCCUGCCUGUGCUGCACCACUGUAUGGACCUGUCCCCACCAGCCCAGGGCUCAGCCGUGCAGUCUGAAGACACCUGGGCAGCCCUUGAAGGCAUCUCCUUCUCGGAGUUUCGGGAAACAAGACCAGAUCAGAUACAAUUACUCCAGCUAAUGGAAAAAAACAGAUAUUUGCUGAAUGUGGAUAAGUAUCUAUUCCGAUCCUGGUUCAGUUUGCUUCCUCUGAGUAACUUGGCUCCUUACAUGGAACACCUCAUCGAUUACCUGAGUCAGUGUCCCCCUCGUGCCCUGGACUGUCUUCUAGGGACUUGGUACCGUCUGGACGGACUUCAGGAAAUCUCUCCAAGAAACUUCGAGAGUAUUGAGAAUAUUUUGAAAAUGCUGUUGUGCCUUCUGGAUAUUUAUCAGGAAAAGAUUCUUGAGGAGCCCUUGAUACAGUCCUACUUGACUGUGUGCCUGAAACUUCACGAAACUACCUGCAGAAUAUCAAAAGCCCACACGUUUUAUGAGAUGCCUGCCUUAUCUGCUGAGAUUGUUUGCAGAAUUAUUAUACUUAAACCUGUAGUGGAUUCAGCAGGAGGGCCGGGAAAUGAAACUGGAAAGAAGAAUUCAGUAAAAACGGUCUUCCAGGGGACCCUCGCUGCUACAAAAUCUUGGCUUCGGAGAAUUUUUAAAAAGAGCAUGUUCCAGAUUGGGUAUUUUUAUUUUUCACCUGUCACCUUCACUUACAGAGAGGAGAUUGAGGUCUGGAGGCGACUGGUGGAAAUAAACUUCCCCACGGAGUAUGACUGGAAGGCAUCCUUGCUGGGGGACAUGGCAGGGAGGCUCAAACAGGAGAGGCCUCUCUUCCAGAUUUCUGCCUUCUGCAACUCUAACUGGGCUGCUGCAGGUGCAGAAGACAGUGUGGCGAAAUGCUUUGAGAUGUGUGCCAUUGAAGCCGUGGGCUCGGUCUGCCAGUCUCAAACCAGUAUCCUUGGGAAAAUCUCUUAUAAUGACUUGCAAAAAUGUGGCAACCUUGUGUCUGCUGUGAUCACCAAGUCCUGGCCAACAAGUAGAGGGGAGUUUGUAGACGACUUGGGUGGGGUUUUGAAUCACCUGCUCACAUGGCCAGACAUCAAGCACCUCUUCAAGUUAUAUGGAACCAACGAGGAGAUAUUAGCAAAUAUCACCAAGGAAGGCAAGAAGUUGAUGGCCACUGCGGACUCUGUGUUGACAAAAGUUACAAAUGACCUCAUCGAUGGAACAAUUUUAGUUGGGCACCUGGAGCUGAUCCUAGAACACAUGGAUCGGUUCCUCAGCAUCUGGCAGUUCCAGAGUAAAAGUUCUUUAAUCCAAGACAGAAAACAAACUAUGAAGGAAGUGCUGAGUCAGAGGAAGGAUGAACUACUCACUCUAAAGAAAGAGAAGACAGAUGUUGACUCUCUCCUGAAGUUGUGUGGCAGGGUAAAAGACGUGAUAAAAGUGGAUUUUGGAGAGAUUGCUGAAAGACAUUCGGAAGACCUCCGUGGAAAAAAGUUAAACGAAGUUGUGACAGUGACUUUGUCAGCCACCCCCCUUGACCCAAAGCGAACAACACAUUAUAACCUGAGCCCCGAAGUCCAAGAAAUGGCCCAAAACGCAUAUUUGCUAAAGGACAGUCACAUCUUCCAGAUCUUCUGGGCAGAAGCCGCACAGGAGCUGAGUGAGCCAGAAGAGAACUUGGAAAGGGAGAUAUUUCAGCCUGAAGAGGUGUAUGAAUGUUUAUAUUGUCCUUGUUUCAGAAGGUUUACAAAACUGUAUCAGGAUCUGAAGUCAGGGGAGGUCACCUUUGGGGAAAUUGAUGACGUCUUCAAGGACUUUGUGAAUAACUACAGCGUCCUAACUGAAGACCUCCAGAUCAUGUGUGCUCUGUAUCCCAGAGAUCAGAAGGAUUGGAUCAAGGAUCGAGUCCAGCAGAUCAAGGAAUACCAUCACCUGAAUCAGGCUGUCGACUCAGCCAAGGUCAUCUGGAAGGUCAAAGAGACUUUGGGCCUGACUGGUGACUUCAGUGUUCUCCACACCUUACUAAGCUUUACUGUCUUGGACAACUUUCGCCAUGAAAAACUGGACCGUUUGAACCAGCAAAUUAUUCGUGCCAAAAAGCUUCUGCAGGAUAUAGAUGAGACUCGGUGUCAGUGUCUGAAGGAGCUGUCCCAGAGAAAGGAGUUCAUUAGUUGGGUCCAGGAGGCUCUCAGAGGCAUCCCCGAGCUGAAGGUGUUCGUGGACCUGGCCUCCAUCUCUGCGGGGGAGAACGACAUUGACGUGGACCGGGUAGCUUGCUUCCACGAUGCUGUGCAGGGUUACGCUCCCCUGCUCUAUGAGCUGGACACAAGUGCGGGUUUUGAUGAGUUCAUGCAACACCUGAGAGAGCUGUGGAAGGCUCUGAAUAAUGACCACAACCUGCCCACGAAACUGCGUGACUCUGCCCGGAACCUCGAGUGGCUGAAGACAGUGAAGGAGAGUCAUGGGUCUGUGGAGCUCUCGUCCCUGUCCCUGGCGACAGCGAUCAACAGCAGAGGCAUCUAUGUGAUCAAGGCUCCCACGGAUGGCCAAAAGAUUUCCCCAGACACAGUUGUUCGUUUAAUCCUUCCCGAGGGCCAGGGAGGCCACGAGGAGAAGCGAGAGUACUCUUUAGAAGAGCUGAAAGAACUUUUGAACAAAUUGAUGCUGAUGUCUGGCAAGAAAGAACACAGCAAUGCUGAAGUCGUAGAGGUAUUUUCCGAGGUGUUCUGCAACGUGCAGAGGCUUGUCCAGUCGUUUAUAAACCUUUACUCUGCUGGAAACAUGCUGUUCAGGACCUGGUCAGCUGAGGUCUACUGCACCCCCCUAAAGGGUGUCUCCAUGCGGCUGGACUUCUGUCUGAGGCCGGUGGGCCCACUGGUGGAGGGCGGGCCAGUCGUCCAGCUGCUGGAAGCCCUCUGCCGGCAGCUGGAGGACUUCUUGGGCCACUGGGAGAGAUUCGUGGCAGAGAAGCGAGCUGAGCACUUUUACCUCAACUACUACACCGCCGAGCAGCUGGUUUACCUGGGCUCGGAGCUCGGGGGGCAGACGCCCAGCGCCGCUGCCCUCACCAUGCUGUCCUUCAUCAAAGGCAGCUGCACCCCGGGGGAUGUCUCGGAGGCCUGCAGGGGGCCCCGCGGAAGGGCCAGCAGCCGCCAGGAGAGGACAGCGGUGGAAGACUUGCCACUGCUGCUCUUCUCUGAGCCCAGGAUGGUGGACAAGCUGAGGGUCAUCAUGACACGCUCGAUGACAUGCAUGAGUGCCUUCCUGCCUCACUGCCUGGACCUGGAGGCCCUUGGCCGCUGUCUGGCUCACCUGGCGAGGAUGGCUGGACCCCCUGUGCAGCGGGAGCUCCCCCACGGCCUACAGGAGGGCCAGCCCAACCUCGUCGUCUGUGGCCACUCUGAGGUGCUGCCAGCCGCCCUGGCCAUCUACAUGCGGACCCCACACCAGCCCCUGCCCACCUACGAUGAAGUGCUGCUCUGCACCCCAGAAACCACGUUCGAGGAGGUGGCGUUGCUCCUGCGUCGCUGCCUGACCCCAGGCUCCCAGGGACUCGGGGUCUAUAGCCUGCUGUAUGCGGACCAGCUGAGCUACGAGGUGGCCUGCCGGGCAGAGGCGCUCUUCCGGAGGCUGUGCACGCAGCCCCACCGGACGCACUACCGGCUCGUGAUGAUCUGUGACUGUGAGCGGGAGCACUGCUACCUCCCCUCGGCCUUCAGCCAGCACAAGGUCCUCGUCACCCCCCAGGCACCCCUCAAGGACAUCCAGGCCUACCUGGCUCACCACUUCCGAGUCCCGGAAGAGACCCCGUCAGCUGCCGCCGUGUUCCAGGACCGCAUGUGUGUUGGGAUCGUAGCCUCGGAGAGAGCGGGCGUAGGAAGGUCUCUCUUUGUGAAGAGGUUGCACGGCCAGCUGAAAAUGCAGUUUAAUGGAACAAAAGUGACUCGAAAAGUUAUUCGAUUGAUUGACCCUCAGGUGGAUGAGAAUGAAGUCCUGGGGUCCCUUCUGCCUUUCCUGGAUGCCCAGUAUCAGAGGAGACCCAUAAUAUUCCACUUUGACGUGACCUCUUCAGUGCAGACUGGUAUUUGGGUGUUUCUCUUCAAACUCCUCAUUCUCCAGUACUUAAUGGAUAUAAAUGGGAAGAUGUGGCUUCGGAACCCAUGCCACUUAUAUAUCAUUGAAAUCCUAGAAAGGAAUUCGACAUUGCCACGAAGGCCUUCGAAGCUGAAUGCACUUGUCCCCCAGUUCAGUUUUCUAGACAUCUUCCCCAAAGUGACCUGCAGACCUCCCAAAGAAGUGAUCAACAUGGAGCUGGAUCCUCACCAGAGCUACAAAGAGCCAGGAAUGGAUCAGAGAGCAUUCCAUAGUGAAAUAUUCCAGAGACCUUACCAAUAUUUAAGACGGUUCCAUCAGAAAGAAAACCUAGACACAUUCCAGUACCAAAAAGGUUCUGUUGAAGGCAGCCCUGGCGAAUGCAUCCAGCACCUCCUGAUUUACUGCGGGGUGAUAAACCCAUCCUGGUCAGAACUUCAGAACUUUGCUCGGUUCCUGAACUACCAGCUCCGAGAUUGUGAGGCCUCUCUCUUCUGUAACCCCACCUUUGUUGGAGACACAUUGAUGGGCUUCAAGAACUUUGUGGUCACCUUCAUGAUUUUCAUGGCCCGAGAUUUCGCCACACCUACACUUCACACAUCUGACCAAAGUCCGGGAAAGUACACGCUCACUAUGGAUGGGGUCAAAGAAGAAGACCUCGCCCCUUUCUCUCUCCGGAAGAGGUGGGAGUCGGAGCCCCACCCAUACGUUUUUUUCAACAGUGACCACACAUCCAUGACGUUCAUAGGUUUCCAUUUCCAAUCCAAUCAGAAUGGUGGUGUUGAUGCCAUAGACCGCUUGAGUGGGAAAGUAAUCAAGAAGGAUGUUAUGACAGUGCAACUGUACCAGGGACUGUUGCUUCAGAGGGUGCCCUUCAAUGUUGACUUUGACCAGCUGCCCAGACAUGAGAAACUUGAAAGACUGUGCCUGGCAUUGGGUAUCCAGCGCACCACUGACCCUGAUGAAACAUAUGAGCUUACAACAGAUAAUAUGCUUAAGAUCCUUGCCAUUGAGAUGCGUUUCCGGUGUGGCAUCCCCGUCAUCAUCAUGGGAGAAACCGGCUGUGGGAAAACCAGACUCAUAAAAUUCCUUAGUGACCUGCAGCGUCAGGGUGCUGAUGCUGAAACCAUGAAGUUGGUCAAGGUCCACGGAGGAACAACUGCCGACAUGAUCUACUCCAAGGUCAGGGAGGCUGAAGAGCUGGCCCACAUCAAUAAGGCCCAGUAUCAGCUGGACACCAUCUUGUUCUUCGAUGAAGCCAACACCACGGAGGCCAUAAGCUGCAUCAAAGAGGUCCUGUGCGACCACACGGUGGGUGGCCAGCCCCUGGCUAAGGAUUCUGGCUUGCAUAUCAUUGCAGCCUGCAACCCUUACCGGAAGCACACCCAGGAGAUGAUCUGCCGUCUGGAGUCAGCCGGAUUGGGGUACAGGGUUAGUGCAGAAGAGACGGCCGAGAGGCUUGGCUCCAUCCCCCUGAGGCAGCUGGUGUACCGUGUCCAUGCUCUGCCGCCGAGCCUGAUCCCCCUGGUGUGGGACUUUGGACAAUUGAAUGACUCUGCAGAAAAACUCUACAUCCAUCAGAUUGUCCAGAGACUGGUGAAGUCCAUCGUGAUGGUGCAGAGCGAGACUCGUGUAAUCACGGAAGUGCUUUCUGCCUCCCAGGGUUUCAUGAGGAAAAGACAAAAUGAGUGCAGCUUUGUCAGCCUCAGGGAUGUAGAACGCUGUGUGAAAGUUUUCAAAUGGUUUUACGACCACAGUGAGAUGCUCUUGUCUAAGUUGGAUUCCUUUCUCUCUGAGACUGGAGUCAUCCAAAAUAACUUUAAGAGAGAUCCUGUCCUCUGGUCCCUGGUUCUGGCCAUCGGGGUAUGUUACCACGCCUCUUUAGAGGAGAAGGAAUCUUAUCGGACAGCUAUUUGCAGCUUCUUUCCAGCACCGUAUAAUAGCAGCAGGGCUAUCCUGGAUGAGAUAACGCAAACCCAAGAUCUUUUUCUGCAUGGUGUGUCUCUGAGGAAAACGAUCGCUAGGAACUUGGCUUUGAAGGAGAACGUCUUCAUGAUGGUUAUCUGCAUCGAGCUCAAGAUUCCUCUCUUCCUGGUGGGCAAGCCCGGCAGCUCCAAAUCUCUCGCCAAGACCAUCGUGGCAGAUGCCAUGCAAGGCCAGGCUGCACACUCGGACCUCUUCCGGCACCUGAAGGAGGUCCAUUUGGUGUCAUUCCAGUGUAGUCCACAUUCCACCCCACAGGGCAUCAUAGGCACCUUCAAGCAGUGUGCCCGUUUCCAGCAGGGGAAGGACCUCGAGCAGUAUGUCUCCGUGGUGGUGUUAGAUGAGGUUGGACUAGCAGAAGACUCACCCAAAAUGCCCCUGAAGGCACUGCACCCAUUGCUGGAAGAUGGAUGCAUUGAAGAUGAUCCUGCCCCCCACAAAAAAGUUGGCUUCAUAGGCAUUUCCAACUGGGCCUUGGAUCCCGCCAAGAUGAACCGGGGUAUAUUUGUGUCACGUGGCAGCCCCAACAAAAGAGAGCUCAUUGAGAGUGCCAGGGGAAUUUGCGCUUCAGAGCCCCUCGUCCAAGAAAGAAUCCGAGGAUACUUCACAUCCUUUGCCAAAGCCUACGAAACAGUGUGUAAGAGGCAGGACAAGGAAUUCUUUGGGCUUCGUGAUUACUACAGCCUCAUCAAAAUGGUCUUUGCUGCAGCCAAAGCUUCUAAUAAGGAGCCUUCCCCUCAAGACAUCGCACAAGCUGUCCUUCGGAACUUCAGUGGCAAAGACGACAUUUGUGCCCUGGACAUCUUUUCAGCCAAUUUACCCGAGGCAAAAUACACAGAGGAAGUCAGCACCAUGCAGCUGAUCCACCAGAACAUAUAUGGCCAUCUUCAGACGAUGCAUGGCAGAGAGCUGGAUGACUCCGAGUCCCGCUACCUGCUUGUGCUGACCAGAAAUUACGUGGCCCUACAGAUCCUACAGCAGGCAUUCUUCAUUACAGACCAACCAGAGAUUAUUUUUGGAUCCAGUUUCCCCAAAGAUCAAGAGUACACCCAGAUCUGCCGAAAUAUCAACCGAGUAAAGAUCUGCAUGGAAACCGGCAAGAUGGUGGUGCUGCUCAACCUGCAGAACCUCUAUGAGAGCCUCUACGACGCACUCAAUCAAUACUAUGUCUACCUUGGCGGUCAGAAGUACGUGGACCUGGGUCUGGGGACCCAUCGGGUCAAAUGUCGGGUUCACCCAGACUUCCGCUUGAUAGUCAUUGAGGAGAAAGAUGUCGUCUACAAACAUUUUCCCAUCCCCCUCAUUAACCGGCUGGAGAAGCACUAUCUGGACAUCAACACCGUUUUGGAGAAAUGGCAGAAGAAUAUCGUGGAAGAGCUCAAGGUGUGGGUGGAGAAGUUUAUAGAUGUGAAAGCAGAGCAGUUUCUAGCCAGACCCAAAUAUAGCCCUUCUGACGUCUUCAUUGGGUACCACUCAGACACAUGUGCCUCUGUGGUGCUCCAGGUCAUAGAGCAGGUAGGGCACAAGGUCUUGACUGAUGAACUUUACCAGAAAGUCUCUGCGCAGGCCAAGUCAGUGCUGCUGGAUUGUGCCACCCCUGAUGCUGUGGUUCGGCUGAAUGCUUCCUCACUAGGCCAGUUCACUGCACAGUCCCUGUCGGAAGAAUACUAUUACAGGCAGCAGCAUAACUCCUUUGCAGACUUCCUCCGGGCUCACCUUUGCACGAUGGAUUCAGAACGCCAUGCCAUCUUCACAGAGAUCACUACAUUCUCCAGGCUGCUAACCAGUCAUGACUGUGAACUUUUAGAAUCAGAAGUAAAGGACUGGACUGUGAAACUCAACGUCUUGUCACUGCAACAGUUUGACACCGAGUACUCUUUCCUCAAGGAAGUUCGAAACUGCUUAGCUCACACAGCCAGAUGUAAAAUUCUCAUUAUUCAAACAGAUUUUGAAGAUGGAAGUCAUAGUGCUCAGCUCAUCGCCUCAGCAAAGUAUUCUGCUAUAAAUGAAAUCAACAAGAUACAAGGAAAUAAGAACUAUAUCUUGGUCUAUUUUAUCACAAAACUGUCCCGGAUGGGAAGUGGAACAUCCUAUGUAGGAUUCCAUGGAGGGCUGUGGCAUUCUGUGCACAUCGACGACCUGCGGAGAUCCACAGUCAUGGUUUCAGACGUAACUAAGCUGCAGGAUGUGGCCAUCAGCCGGCUGUUUAGACCAGAAGACCCCCCUGAGGUGGAGGUGGGUCACCGAGCCCAAGAAGAUGGUGAGGAGGUGAUGGAAACUGAGGCGGUCACAUGGCAGCACGUGGUAGAGGUAAAAAUGGAGACAGAAAAUCCUGAGACAAAUGAGAGCCCAGGCUUCGGCCCAGAACAUGAUACGCAGAUCCUGGACACCACCAGGCUGCUGAAAAGCUGUAUUCAGGGAGCUGUGGGCAUGCUCAGAGACCAGAAUGAGGACUGUCAGCGCAGCGUUCGGAGGGUGUCCAUCCUCCUCAGCCUCCUAGACGAAGACGCCACUUUCUUGCUGGUCACUAAGAUGCGCCUCUACGUCCUUUUAAUGAAGCAGGAAGAGAACUCUAUCUGCAAUGUGAAGGACUGGGUGGUGAGGGAGGCCUCCAAUCAGGACGCUCUACAGGAGGCUGGCACGUUCAGGCAGACCCUCUGGAAGCGGGUCCAGGGCACUGUGACUCCCCUCCUGGCGAGCGUGAUCUCCUGCGUGGACAGGGAUGGCAACCUUGAGCUGCUGGUCAGCCCACACUCUCCGUCCUGGGCAAGAGACCUUUGGAUGUUUAUUUUUAGUGAUGAUAAACUUCUGAACAUUCCUCUUGUGACAAUUGAUACAAGGUCUAAAGGAGAGAUGUCCUACAUCGUGGUGCAGAACUACAUGAACCUCUCAGAGAAGGCAUCCAAUAGUGUCCCAUUUAGCUGGAGAAUCAAGGACUAUCUGGAGGAGUUGUGGGUCCACACUCAGUACAUCACAGGAGAUGCGGGACUGGCAGAGAAGUUACUAGAACUCUUUCAGAAGACCCCACUGGGCAGUUUUCUUGCUCAGCUCACAGUAGACCAGCGGCAGGAGCUUCUUCAGUGUUACCUGAAAGAUUUCCUUCUCUUGACCAUGAGAGUGUCCACUUGGGAACAGUUAAACGCUCUGCAGAUAGCUCUGCAGUCCUGCGUCAAUCAGCUGGAUGCAGGAAGCCCAGAGGGAGAGGCCUCCUUACCAUCAGUGCACCUCGCCUACCACCACUUCAGAAGCCGGCUACAGAACUUCUCCAGGAUCUUGACCAUCCACCCUCCAAUUCUACCAAGCCUUAUGAAAGGCACACAGAACCAGAACUGGGUUGGACGUGAGAUGAGUCUGGAUGUGUUGGCAGCAGUGGCCUGUGCUGAAAUGCUGACGGAAAACCUCCUGAAGCCCAGUCCCCAAGCCUGGUUACGGACGGUGAAGAAUCUCUCCAUGCCCCUGGAGCUCCUCUGCUCAGAAGGCUACAUGCAGGACUGUGGGAUGAAGACCAGAGAGGUCAUCACCGGUGUCAGAACCCACUGGAAUCGCAUUUUCUCCAUCUCGCUCUUUGUGGAGCACGUGCUGCUGGAGACGGAGAGUCAGAUUCCUGAGCUGCUCAAGCUGGUGACCGGCCAUGUCUCCUUGCUGAACAAGUGCCUACUAGAGGACUCUGACAUGAAGACCCACAGGCCUUUCAUGGCGGUGAUGACUACUCUUCGUAAAUGUAAGGACCAGGUCAGCGAGAGUUUCACCAGGUUUGGGAUUCAGCCGUGCCCCAUCUGCCUGGGAGAUGCACAGGAUCCUGUCUGCCUGCCCUGUGACCAUGUUUUCUGCCUGCGCUGCAUUGACGUUAACCUCACCCAAGGGCAUAUGGGUUGCCCCUUGUGUUUAACCGACUUACCAGACAGAUACUCUGCAACUGUGUCCCAGGAGCACAGGGAGGCCAUUGAGAAACAUGCCCGCUUCCGGCAGAUGUGCAAUAGUUUCUUCGUGGACCUGGUUUCUACCAUGUGCUUCAAAGACAAUUCUCCACCUCAGAAGGAAGUGGUCAAAGACCUGCUAUCCUUACUCUUUGUAGAGAAGGAGCUCCUUCGAGAGGCUCCCCAACGAUGCCGUGAACACACAAAGUCUCUUUCUCCUUUUGAUGAUGUCGUGGAUAAGACCCCUGUGAUCCGCUCAGUGGUACUGAAACUGCUUUUAAAAUACAGCUUCUGUGACGUGAAAGAGUAUAUUCAGACUUAUUUGUCCGAGUUAGAAAAGAAACCAUUCCUGGCUGAAGAUAAAACCGAACUGUACAUGCUCUUUAGCAACUGCCUGGAGGAUUCAAUACAUGAGAAGAAUAAUGCUUUCUUCAUAAGGGAUGAACUGAAAUACCUGAGAGAGGAAGGCCAGUUCCUUACGACAUACCAGCCAGUGGGAUGCAGCCGAUGGCCUGCUGGUGAGGCCUCAGUGGAGCACCUACAGAAGAUGGCCCGCAUCCGCCUCUGUCUUGACAAGGCAUCUGAGAUCCUCGCCGAGCUUCAGGAUGGCUCAGAGAUGGCGGAGGAGAAGCAUCACUACCUGCAGCAGGUGAAGCGCUUCUGUGCCCGGGUCCAGAAUGACUGGUACCGAGUGUACCUGCUGAGGAAGCUCAGCAGCCAGCAGGGGAUGGCGUUUGUGCAGAGCCUCUCCAAAGAGGGCCAUCCGGCCCGCUGGGUGUUUCCUAAGGAAGUCCUCGCACAGCAGAUGGAUCAUCCAGGCCAGAUGGAUCGGUAUCUGGUGCAUGGGAUCAACUACAAGGCUGUCCGAGAUGCAGUGGGCAAGGCCAUUCUGGAAUCCAAGCCCCUGGCUGUUGAGAUGGCUCUGGAGGAUUGUAGGAGCUCUUUAAUGCAAUGUGAGGCUAUGGAGAAAUUCAUUGAGAAAAGCAAGACCUUGUCUCCCGAUAUCAGAUCUUUUGCAAUAUCCCUCGUGAAUAAUGAACUACCCCUCCUGAGGACAGGUCCUGGGGUCAGCAACCUGGAAGGGACAGUAAUAGAAAUGGCUGUUCAUGCUGCAACCAUCCUUCUCUGUGGACAAAGCCAAGUCUUAGGACCCCUGAAGAAUUUGGCCUUCUUCCCACACCUCAUGGUGAAUGCCUUUCUUCCAACGAUGCCUGAAGACUUGCUGGCUCAAGCUAGGAAUUGGAAGGGUCUGGAACAAGUCCACUGGUACACAUGUCCCAAUGGUCACGUGUGCGCUGUAGGAGAGUGUGGCCAGCCGAUGGAACAGAGCUUUUGUAUUGACUGUCAUGCUCGAAUUGGAGGGAUUAAUCACAUACCGAAGGAGGGGUUUCGUGUUAUCAAUGACCCCACGGACAGAACUCAAACUGGCCAUGUGCUGGGAAGCCCACCGCCCAGAGAUGUGGCCGUGGUAUCUGACCGAGAGAUGUCCCCCGUGGUCUUCCUUCUCAUCCGGCUACUCACUCACUUGGCGAUGCUUCUGGGAGCCACCCAGAGUCCCCAGGACUUGAUGAACAUCAUCAAACCUCUGGUGUGGGACCCAAAAGGGUUUCUGCAGCAGCAUAUCCAGAGAGACCUGGAGCAGCUAAUGAACAUGCUGGGGAGGAGCGCGGACGAGACCGCCAGCGUGGUGCACCUUGUCCUGCGCCGCCUUCUCCAAGAGCAGGGCCACAGUGAGGAGCUGGGGUCUUUACAUUUUGAUGUAGAAUUGUCAACCAGAGAAAAGAGGAACAGCUGGGAAAAGCUUGUUCAGACUCUUAUUCUGCAUGAACUAGAGCAUCUAGAUAAAACCCUCCUGGCAGUGAACGCUCAGGUCAGCCAAGAUGAGCACAUCAGCUCCAACCCUGUGGCCAAAAUCGUGUACGGUGACCCAGUGACCUUCCUGCCCCACCUGCCCAAGAAUAGCAUGGUUCACUGCUCUAAGAUGUGGAGCUGCAGGAAAAGGAUCACCAUUGAGCACCUCCAGCACAUCGUGGAGCAGAAGAAUGGCAAAGAGUCAGUGCCCAUCCUCUGGAAGUUUCUGCAGAAGGAGGCAGAGCUGAGACUGGUGAAAUUCUUGCCCGAGAUUUUGGCCCUGCAAAGGAAUCUAGUGAAACGAUUCCAGAAUGUUUCAGAAGCUGAAUACAGAUCCAUCCAAAGUUUCAUUAGCAGUCACGAUUCAGAUGGGCUGAAGAAGUUAGCCCGCAGUAGAAUCACUGUCUUUCUGUCAACAUGGAACAAGCUGAGGCGAUCGCUGGAGACCAAUGGUGAGAUCAAGCUACCUAAAGACUACUGCAGCUCCGACCUUGAUCUGGACACUGACUUGGAAGUCAUCCUGCCUCGCCGCCAGGGCCGUGGCCUCUGCUCCACCGCCUUAGUCAGCUACUUGAUUAACUUGCACAAUGAAAUUGUCUAUGCGGUGGAGAAGUUCUCCAAGGAAGACAACAGCUACUCCAUCGAUGCCUCUGAGAUUGCCGACCUGCACGUCAUCAGCUACGAAGUGGAGCGGGACCUGAUUCCACUGAUUCUCUCCAACUGCCAGUACCACGUGGAGCGAGGCGGGGAGACCUUGCAGGAGUUUGACCUGGAGAAGAUCCAGCGCCAGAUCAUCAGCCGCUUCCUGCAGGGCAAGCCCAGGCUGACCCUCAAGGGAAUACCCACUCUGGUAUACAGACGUGACUGGAACUAUGAGCAUCUCUUCAUGGACAUCAAGAACAAAAUGCAACAGAGUCCCCUCCCCAGUGCGGCCACCACUGCCAUCAGAGGACAACUGCAGUCCUACAGUGACACCUGUGAAGCUCUGUCUGCCAUAGAAGUCACGCUGGGGUUUCUGGGCACAGCUGGCGGGGAUCCAAACAUGCACUUAAAUGUGUAUAUCCAAGACAUGCUGAAGAUGGGCGAUCCGACCUCACUGGUUUCAAAGGCCUUAAACAGAUGCCAGUUAAAACAUACCAUCGCCCUCUGGCAGUUCCUCUCUGCCCACAAGUCUGAACAGCUACUUCGCCUGGGAAAAGAGCCAUUUGGGGAAAUCAUUCCAAGGUACAAAGCUGAUCUCAGCCCUGAAAAAGCUAAGCCGCUCAACACCUUCCUAAAUCAGAUUGGCCUGGAUGCUUUCCUCCUGGAGCUUCAUGAAAUGAUGAUCUUAAAGCUAAAGAACCCCAAGACUGCAGAGAGUUUCAACCCUGAGUGGAGCCUGAGAGAUACACUGGUGAGCUACAUGGAGACUAAAGACAGUGAAAUUCCUCCUGAAAUGGAAACACAGUUCCCAGAAGAGAUACUGCUUUCCAAUUGUGUCACUGUGUGGAAAAUGGCUGCUGAAUUGAAACGGAAUCGACAGAUGAGAUAGAAUUGUUUCCUGUCUCUACAGGGGACUUGGGCAGAGAAGGCUCUUCCUUCACGGGUGGGUGCUUAGAAAGAAAGCUGUGGGCACAGCACUAAAUUUGAGACCAAGAUGUGCUGUGCUGGCUGACAGCUUCUUGAGAGCCAAACUGUUUCAGGAACAUUCAGAAACUCAUCUCCUCAUAUUCUGAAUACCAUUCAUUGGGAAGUGAGAACUGAAGAUUAUAUGGAACUGGAAUAAAGCACCAUCCUCUGGGAGAGACCAAAAAAUAGCUUCUCAGCUUCACACAUACAACCUGUGCCCCAGGUGUCCUGUGUCUUACCAUGCGCGUACCUAGCACACCAGCCCCUACUUCCUCAGACUACUGCCUGCUGAGAGGGACCAGAAAAUAAGGUUAUUAAUUUUUGCCUUUUCUAUUUUAUUCUGCAGUCACAAAAGAGAAGCUGGCUUUCUUCCUUCUUCCAUUCCUUUAAGUUCAGAGAAUUGUACAAAUACUUCUAGGUCUCCAAGAAGAUACAUAUACAAGUCAGGCCAUUCUGCGAGUGCCUUGAUGCCAAACUAGCCAGCCCUCACCCAUGCCCACAAAUGAUUCACUGCCAAAUUUCAAGAUCAGAGCCCCAAAUCUUUCAUUGUGAAGAGCGCUGGGCCAAGAGUCAAGGACACUGUUGGUGACUUAGUUUCCACAUCUACAAAAUGAAGGGACUGGAGUGAAGGCCAGAUUUCCUGCCAGUUCUAGUAUUCUAGUAAAUUCUAAGUGAAAGUUGAACAGUGUAAAGUUGGAUCAAAGGCAUGGUUCUGGCAUUCUGGCAUUUCUGGGGGAAGUUUUUGCUUCUGUAGGAUUCUGCUAAAUAAACGUGAGUUUUUAGCGUGGU